CCGAAAGCAGCGAGAGAAGACAGUGACGAAGUGUGUUUUUUUUUUUGGUGCGUUUUUGACGAACAACAUGGCUAUGCCUCCCCCACCUCCCAGAAUCCCUAAUCCCUCUUCUUCUUCUUCUUCUUCUUCUUCUUCUUCUUCUUCUUCUGAUGAGAAGAGCGUGCCAGAAACCGCAAUAUCAGAACCGCCACCAACUACUACUACUACUACUUCAACCGAUUCAGCAGCCAUGCCUCCUCCUCGAAUUCCAGAACCACCUUCUUCUUCCAAUUCAGACGAUUCAGCUGAACCUCGACCACCACAACAACCGCCUCAGCCGCCAAAGCCGUCGUCGUCUUCUUCUUCUCAGGGCAUACCGAUUCCCUACAAGAUCCCUCCAUGGAGCUCUGCUCCCUGCCACGAGUUCUGCCUCGAGGUCCUCAAAGAUGGCGCCAUCAUUGACAAAUACGACGUGCAUGAGAAGGGGGCAUAUAUGUUUGGGAGAUUGGACCUCUGUGAUUUUAUACUGGAGCAUCCCACCAUUUCGCGGUUUCAUGCAGUUCUACAAUUCAAGAGAAGUGGUGAUGCAUAUCUGUAUGAUCUUGGGAGUACUCACGGCACUUUCUUGAACAAGAAUCAGGUGGAGAAAAACACAUAUGUUGACUUGCAUGUUGGUGAUGUCAUUCGAUUUGGCCGGUCAUCUCGCCUGUUCAUUUUUCAAGGGCCGUCUGAGUUGAUGCCUCCAGAAAUCAACAAAAAAAUCAUUCGAGAAAUGAAAAUGCGUGAAGUAAUUCUAGACAAGGAAGCUUCACUCCAACGAGCAAGGCUGGAAGCAUCUCUCUCUGAUGGUGUAUCAUGGGGAAUGGGUGAGGAUGCUAUUGAGGAAGAGGAGGACGAUGUGGAUGAAGUGACUUGGCAGUCAUAUAAAGGACAGCUCACAGAAAAACAGGAAAAAACACGUGAGAAGAUACUAAAAAGGAUGGAAAAGAUUACAAACAUGAAGAAAGAAAUCAACUCUAUACGAGUUAAAGACAUUUCUCAGGGUGGGCUGACUCAAGGCCAACAGACUCAAAUUGCUAGGAAUGAGCAAAGAAUAACACAGGUAAUGUUGUAGAAAAAUUUAAGACAAGAAACCAUCUCACAAAUAUUCUGUGAUUGCCUGAGUUUUGAAAAUUAUAUCAUGUCAAUUGUAAGUCGUGGAAAGAAGAAAGGUGUUGUGGAAGAUGAAGAUGAAUAUCUCAGCGACGGUGACGAUGAAUUUUUUGACCGCACAAAGAAAACGUCUUCUCGCCAGAAGCUUGGUGACAACCAAUCUAUUGAGACUGCUGAUACUCUUCUGGAUAAAAAAGAUGCCAUUAUCCAGGAGAUGAAUGAGAAGAAAGAGUUGCUUAUAGUUGAAAAGAAUAAAAUGUCAUCAGAGUCUGCCAAACAAGAUGAAGUUGAUGAUUCCCUUGAUGCUUACAUGUCUGGACUUUCAUCCCAACUUGUUCAAGACAAAAGUGUGCAGCUUGAGAAGGAAUUGUCAACUCUUCAGUCCGAGUUGGAUAGGAUUUGCUACUUAUUGAAGAUUGCUGACCCAACAGGCGAAGCUGUCAAGAAAAGGGAGUUGAAAGCACAAGAACCUAAAUCAAACAAAUCUCAAGAAGUUGCCUCUAACAUAAAGAAGCCACAAGCAAAAACCCAGAAAAUCACUGAACCUUGUACUAAGGUCGAUAACAAGAAACCACCUGUGGAAACCCAGAAAAUCAGUGACACUUGUGCAAAGGCAGAUAACUCCAUACAAGAAGGGAAACCUGGAGAUACAACUAUGGAUUUGGACAAGUCAGAACCUGGCAGUGACAAAGUGGAGGGUGAGAAUGUUGUAUACACGGUUCCAAAGCCCCAGUGGCUUGGGGCUGUAGAGGACAGGGUUACAGAUGAUAACCAACAACCAAUAGCCGCUUUGCAUGAUACAGACGAGUCCAAUCAGUUCGUUGACUACAAGGACAGGAACAAAAUUUUGGGUUCGGGUGAUGAUGCAAAGACUAGAGAAUCUAAUAUUGAGUCUGCUGCUCCUGGUCUGAUUUUAAGGAAAAGAAAACAAGUUGAGAUGACGGGUGCAAAUAGUAAUGAUGUCACUCGGCAAUCGACUUCUGCUCCUGUGGGUGAAAAAAUGGCUGAGGAUGCUGUGGCUUUAUUAUUAAAGCACAAAAGGGGAUUGUAUGCAACUGAUGAUGUGGAAAACCAAGAUGAGGAGAAGAGGAAGCCUAAAAGAGUGCUUGGGCCUGAGAAACCAUCAUUUUUGAACGAUCAGACAGAUGACACAUGGGUUCCCCCUGAAGGACAAUCAGGUGAUGGACGAACUUCUUUGAAUGACAAAUAUGGCUACUGAGCAGAUUUGUGCAUAACAUUGCCGAUUUUGAGAAAUAAUGGAUAUCGAUGGAGGAUUCGGAAGAACCUGGUAAGAGUCAUUGAACCUGCAGAGUUGGUUGGACAACUCAUUGACCUGCGUCCUUUUAUCAACUGGAAGUGGAAGGAUGACGAUGAGGUUACUUGGUGUUUAAGUUACAACAGUAGUGUAUUUAGCAGACAUGGCAAGUUGAGAUGCACUUUACCAUUGGUACAGCCACAGGAUAUCAGAAUGCUACUAACAAGUGACUUUCUUUCUUUUUUUUUUUAAAGUAUAGAAUGGAGUCAUUUGGAAAACAAUUUUGUUGCUGCCACUGUAAAGUUUAUUUGAAGUACGUGUGUGGUGUUAAGAGGAUUAAUGGAGGGCUCCAUUGUGAUAGGAAAAUGACAUUUCAAUAUUUCAUCAUGUUAAAGGUGGUUUGCAAAUGUAGAUGCUUAUGAAAAAUCUUCAUUAUUUUCCCAUAUGCAUGCAGAUGUUUAUUUAAGGAAGUAAAGAUUAGUAUUU
This is a messenger RNA of Arachis duranensis, 2872 nucleotides long. RefSeq lists its product as uncharacterized. The record is from RefSeq and is a predicted model, not a curated record. The transcript has 12 exons. Gene Ontology annotation, molecular function: protein binding; mRNA binding. NCBI's taxonomy places the organism in Eukaryota, Viridiplantae, Streptophyta, Magnoliopsida, Fabales, Fabaceae.